UCUCUCACCUCUCUCUCUAUAAGCUCGAACGUUCUGCUUCCUCGUUCGAGACGACUCGCAUUUGAUUAUCCGAGCGAGAAUCCGCCGAUAAUUUUCCGUAUCAAUUUUCCUGGAAAAUUUUCAAAAUUUUCUCGCUCAUUCCAUCACAACGUUCAUCCGAUCAUUGUUAUUAUUAUUAUUGUCAUCGUUCUCGUGAUUUGCAUAUCGAUUCAAGGAAACAACCGAUCCUUUUGUUUUCCUGCCCUAGAAAUCUGUAGAGCUUCAUGUGAUCUAUCUCACUUGUUCCAUUACGUCCAAUUUCGGGAAGCGGAGCUUCGUAUGCGGGGUUUAACGUUGAUUGCCGAAGAAGAAGCUCGUGUUAGUGUCGGUGUAACAUCGACAGAUUCUGGUUCGGAGUUUGUUUUCCAAACGGCGUUUGAGUUAGUUGCAAGGCGGAGGGAGUUUUUAGGCAUCCGCCCCGCCGAAGAGGAAACCAAGGGCCAAGCAAAGUUGCGUGUUGAUGGAAAGGCCAAUGUCUUCCUCUCCUGGAAAGGAAUCUGACAGAAAGAUUGAAAUGGAUGAUCCGGAGAAGGAAAUGGCUACGGUUGCUCGGCUCAUUGAGCAACUUCAUGCAAAAACAUCUUCCCCACAUGACAAAGAACUAACUACGGGCCGUCUACUAAGUAUUGCGAAAGGCAGAAGACAGGGAAGAUCACUUAUUGGUUCUCAUGCCCAAGCUAUGCCUUUGUUCGUGUCCAUGCUUAGAAAUGGAACGCCUUUGGCAAAAGUCAAUGUUGUUUCAACUCUUAGCGUUUUAUGUAAAGACAAAGACUUGCGAUUGAAAGUGCUUCUAGGUGGAUGCAUCCCGCCAUUGCUCUCGAUUUUGAAGUCCGGAUCUGUUGAAGCCAAGAAAGCAGCAUCAGAGGCUAUAUAUGAGGUUUCAUCUGCUGGAAUUUCCAACGAUCACAUUGGUAUGAGAAUAUUUAUCACCGAAGGUGUAGUCCGGACUUUGUGGGAUCAACUUAGUGUGAAAACAAAGCAGGAUAAAGUAGUUGAAGGGUUUAUCACUGGAGCUUUGAGGAAUCUUUGUGGCGUUAACGAUGAUUAUUGGAGAGUGACACUUGAGGGUGGUGGAAUAGAUAUGGUUGUGACUCUCUUGUCCUCUGAUAACCCUAAUUCUCAGGCCAAUGCUGCUUCUCUGCUGGCUCGUCUAGUACUAUCCUUCUGUGAUAGCAUCCCGAGAAUAUUGAAUUCUGGAGCUGUCAAAAUUCUAAUUCAACUUCUAGGUCAGACAAAUGAUAUUUAUGUUCGUGCUAGUGCAGCAGAGGCAUUGGAAGCUCUUUCAUCGAGGUCCGAUGAGGCUAAGAAGAGUAUUAAAGAUGCAGGAGGAGUUCAUUCUCUGAUUGAAGCCACUGUUGCUCCUUCAAAAGAGUGUAUGCAAGGAGAACAUGGUCAAUCUCUACAAGAACAUGCGACUAGAGCAUUGGCAAAUGUAUUCAGUGGAAUGCAUCAUUUAAUUUUAUAUCUUGGAGAAUUAUCACAAUCCCGUCGUCUAGCUGAGCCAGUUGCUGAUAUAGUCGGAGCCCUUGCCUAUGCUUUGAUGAUUUUCAAACAGAACCCAGGGACUGAUGAAGAAACAUUUGAUCCAGGAGCGAUAGAGAGAAUCUUGGUGAAGUUACUAAAGCCCCGUGACACUAAGUUAAUCCAAGAGCGGAUCUUGGAGGCUAUGGCAAGCUUGUAUGGAAACAAUAGUCUAUCGCGUUAUCUGAAUGAUGCAGAAGCUAAGAGAGUCCUUAUCGCACUCAUAACUAUGGCUUCUGCUGAUGUACGAGAACAUCUAAUAAUAUGCUUGUCUCGCUUAUGCCAUGGUAAUACAGGAAUCUGGGAGGCUGUUGGGAAACGAGAAGGGAUUCAGUUACUUAUAUCAUUUCUAGGCCUGUCUAGUGAGCAGCACCAAGAGUAUGCCGUUGAAAUGUUGGCAAUCUUGACGGAACAGGUCGAUGAUAGUAAAUGGGCUGUAACUGCAGCUGGUGGGAUUCCUCCACUUGUCCAGAUCCUGGAGACUGGAUCUCAGAAGGCAAAAGAAGAUGCUGUACGCAAUCUCUGGAAUUUGUGCUGUCACAGUGAGGACAUCCGUGAUUGUAUCGAAAGAGCUGGCGGUAUUCCAGCAUUGUUGUGGCUUCUAAAGAACGGUGGACCAAAGGCUCAGGAAACUUCUGCAAAGACGCUUAUGAAACUUGUCCAUACAGCUGAUCCUACCAUGAUUAAUCAGUUAUUGGCACUACUUCUUGGGGAGACUCCCAUUUCCAAGGUUCAUAUUGUAAAGGUAUUGGGUCAUGUGCUAUCAAAAGCGCCGCAAAAGGAUCUUGUUCUUGAAGGGUUUGCUGCUAACAAAGGACUGAGGACCCUGGUCCAGUCCCUAACAUCAUCAAAUGAGGAAACUAAGGAGCAUACUGCUUCUGUUUUAGCUGAUCUGUUCAGUUCAAGACAAGAUAUCUGUGAUAAUCUUGCGACUGAUGACAUAAUUAGUCCCUGGAUGAAACUCCUUACUAAUAAUACUCAGAAUGUGGCGAAACAGGUAGCUCGGGCAUUGGGUGCACUGUCCCGCCCAGUGAAAAGAAGUGCUAAUAGAAAGAAGUCUUACAUUGCAGAAGAAGAUGUCAAGCCUCUGAUAAAGUUGGCAAAGCACUCUUCGAUUGAGUCUGCUGAAACUGCUGUGUCUGCCCUGGCAAAUCUUCUAUCUGAUCCAGAUGUUGCUGCAGAAGCAGUGGCUGAAGAUGUUGUUUCAGCGUUCACCAGAAUUUUGGCAGAUGGAACUUCAGAAGGUAAAAAGAAUGCAUCAAGGGCUCUUCAUCAGUUACUUAAGUAUCUCCCAGUAUAUGAUGUGAUUAAAGGAAGUGCUCAGUGUCGUUUUGUUGUUUUCUCCCUUGUUGAUCUUCUAAAAUCAAUCGACAUGGAUUCCACCGAUGCUUUCGACAUAUUAGAAGUAGUUGCUCUCUUGGCAAGGGCCAAGCCUGGGGCGGGUUUCUCUUACUUGCCCUGUUCUGCCAUUGCUGAAGUUCCAUCAAGCUUAGAGACUCUUGUAGAGUGCCUUGCUGAAGGCCAUAUUCUGGUGCAAGAGAAAGCCAUAGAAAUCCUUUCCAGGCUUUGCUCAGAUCAACAAGUUGUGCUCAGUGGACUUUUGGUUACAAGGUCAAAGUCGAUAUAUUCAUUGGCCGAUAGAAUCAUGAAUGCGUCCAGCUUAGAAGUGAGAGUUGGAGGGGCGACAUUGCUCCUAUGUGCUGCAAAAGGAAACAAACAACAGACAAUUGACGCACUCGAUAAAUCUCGGGUUUCAAAACCCUUAUUAUAUGCCUUGGUAGAUAUGGUGAAGCAGAAUUCUAAUUGCUCUCCUUCAGAAGUUGAAAUUCAGACACGUAACGGUUUUGUAGAAAAAAAUGUGUUCCAGGAGACAGGUGAUUUUUAUCUUUCUGAUCCAGCUAGAAUCUUGGGUGGUACAGUUUCCUUGUGGCUGCUAUGCAUACUCUCUUCGUUUGAUGCCAAGAAAAAAUUCAUUGUCAUGGAAGCUGGUGGACUUGAGGCUCUCUCUGAGAAGCUUGCUAGGUUUAUUUCCAGUCCUCAGGCUGAAUUUGAGGAUACAGAAGGCAUUUGGAUUAGCGCCUUGCUUCUGGCCAUCAUGUUUCGGGAUGAAAAAGUUCUAUUGUCUCAAACAACGAUGCGCAUCAUUCCAUCACUUGCUCUUUUGCUAAAAUCUGAUGAACUGAUGGAUAGAUACUUCACUGCCCAGGCAAUGGCUAGUCUUGUCACUCACAAAAACAAAGGAAUUAACCUGACAAUUGCAAACUCAGGUGCGGUCUCUGGGAUAAUAAAUCUAAUUGGUUUUGUGGAGUCCGAGAUGAUGAACUUCAUUGCCUUAUCUGAAGAAUUUUCUCUUGCGAGAAAGCCUGAUCAAGUCAUUCUUCAGCAUCUCUUUCAAAUUGAAGAUGUAAGACUCGGCUCUACUGCACGCAAAUCUAUCCCGCUGCUAGUAGAUCUCUUACGGCCAAUUCCUGAUCGGCCUGGAGCCCCACAAUUUGCUAUUCAAAUCUUGACCUGCAUUGCUGAUGGAAGCGACGUAAAUAAGUUAUUCAUGGCUGAAGCUGGAGCUGUGGAAGCUUUAGGAAAAUACCUUUCUUUGAGCCCUCAAGAUUCUACGGAGUUCACCAUAUCUGAAUUGUUGAAGAUAUUAUUUAGCAAUCACGAGAUUAAAAAAAAUGAAGCAGCCGUGAGUUCCUUGAAUCAGCUCAUAGCAGUCCUGCAUCUGGGGUCAAGAAGUGCUAGAUACAGCGCUGCUGGGGCGCUGAAUGAACUUUUCGACGCUGAAAACAUCAGAAAUUCUGAAUUAGCAUGGCAGGCUGUUCAACCACUGAUGGAAAUGCUCAGUACUGUAUCAGAGAGCGAGCAAGAGGCUGCUCUCUCUGCUCUAAUCAAACUUACUUCGGAAAACACUUCGAAUACAUCUCUUCUGGCUGAUUUGGAAAGAAAUCUGCUGGAGAGCAUGAACAGAAUCUUAUGUUCUGCUUCCUCUUCGGAUGCGUUAAAGACAAAUGCUGCCAGGCUUUGUUCCGUUGUCUUCUCUAAUAAAAGCAUCAGAACAUGUCCACUCGUUAGUGAAUGCGUGAAACCACUUAUAUCACUUAUGCAGUCUGAUAGAAGUGAAGCAGUGGAAGCCGCAGUUUGUGCUUUCGAGAGAUUAUUGGAUGACGAGCAACAGCUAGAGCUUGUGGCAGUGCAUGAGGAUAUCCUGAAUCUCCUUGUUGUGUUUGUUUCCGGGUCAAAUCACAGGCUUAUAGAGGCAAGCUUAUCAAGUCUAAUAAAGCUGGGGAAAGACCGGACACCACACAAGCUGGACAUGGUUAAAGCUGGAAUAAUUGAGAAAUGUCUUGAGCUUCUACUACAUGGAGCACCCAAUUCAUUAUGUGCAUCAAUUGCAGAGCUUUUUCGCAUUUUAACCAAUAGUGGUGCAAUUGCUAAGAGCCCGGAUGCCAUUAAAAUCGUAGAGCCUCUUUUCAAGGUCUUGCUUCGAUCAGACUUGACCUUGUGGGGGCAACACAGUGCCUUACAAGCACUUGUAAAUAUCUUGGAGAGGCCUCAAAGCCUUGCAGCUUUUAAUCUUACGCCAGCUGAAGCCAUUGUGCCUUUGAUUUCGUUUUUGGAAUCUCCUUCUCAAGCGAUCCAGCAACUUGGAGCAGAACUGCUAAGUCAUUUCCUCUCGAUGGAAGAUUUCCAGCAAGACAUCACAACACAGAAUGCUGUUGUACCUCUAGUGCAGCUUGCGGGAAUCGGAAUACAUUCUCUGCAGCAAACUGCGAUCAGGGCUUUAGAGAAUAUCUCUGCUACCUGGCCAAAAGCUGUUCUUGAUGCCGGAGGUAUUUUCGAGCUCUCAAAGGUUAUUCUCCAGGAAGAUCCUCAUCCGCCUCUUCCGUUAUGGGAGUCAGCUGCUUUUGUUCUCUCCAACAUUCUGCAAUCGGAUGUAGAGUAUUAUUUCAGAGUUUCACUAGAGGUGCUUGUAAAAAUGUUGUUCUCGACCAUGGAGAGCACUGUGAUGGUGGCUCUUAAGGCAUUGAUGGUUCAUGAAAAAAAUGAUGCUUCAAGUGCUGUACAAAUGGCUCAGUUAGGUGCAUUUGACGCAUUGUUGGACCUUUUGAGAUCUCAUCAAUGCGAAGAAGAAUCGGGAAGCUUACUCGAAGUGAUAUUUAACAAUCCAAGGGUACGUGAAUUGAAGAUCUGCAAGUACGCAAUAUCCCCCUUAUCGCAAUAUCUAUUAGACCCUCUGACCAGAUCAGAACCUGCAAGACUUCUUGCCGCCCUAGCCCUUGGGGACCUUUCCCAGCAUGAAGGCCUUGCUAGAUCUAGUGGUUCCGUUUCAGCUUGCCGGGCGCUGAUUAGCUUACUGGAAGAACAGCCAACCGAAGAAAUGACAAUGGUGGCCAUCUGUGCAUUGCAGAAUUUUGUGAUGCACAGUCGAACGAAUAGGCGAGCUGUUGCGGAAGCGGGUGGCAUAUUGUUGAUUCAGGAGCUAUUGCUGUCCAGUAACACACAAGUUUCCGGGCAGGCUGCGUUGAUGGUCAAGUUUUUGUUCUCCAACCACACACUCCAAGAGUAUGUCUCGAACGAGCUAAUCAGAUCAUUAACUGCUGCACUUGAAAGAGGCUUGUGGUCUUCGGAAACCAUCAACGUAGAAAUCUUGAAAACCUUAAAUGUGAUCUUCUCCAACUUCCCGAAGCUCCGUGCCUCGGAAACUGCUACUCUCUGCAUCCCUCAUUUGGUAGCGGUGCUCAAAUCGGGCAUUGAAGAUGUCCAGGAAUCUGCAUUGGAUAUUCUCUACUUGCUAAAACACUCCUGGUCAAAUAUGCACAUAGAUAUUGCAAAGUCGCAAGCUAUGAUUGCAGCGGAAGUCAUUCCUGUUCUGCAAAUGCGGAUGAAAACUUGCCCUCCUAGGUUCCAUGAAAAGGCAGACAGUUUACUGCACAGCUUACCAGGUUGUCUGACAGUACACAUCAAGCGAGCUAAUAACUUGAAGCAGUCGAUGGGAGCCACCAAUGCCUUUUGUAAGUUAACCAUUGGAAACUGUCCUCCCCGACAAACUAAGGUUGUGAACUCUAGCGUUUCCCCAGAAUGGAAAGAAGGAUUUACAUGGGCAUUUGAUGUGCCUCCGAAAGGACAAAAGCUUUACAUUAUAUGCAAGAGCAAAAGCACGUUCGGAAAGACGACUUUAGGGCGGGUGACCAUCAGGAUCGACAAAGUUGUGACAGAGGGAAUGUACAGUGGAUCUCUAAGCCUGAACCAUCAGGACAGCAACAAAGAUGAAUCUUCAAGGUCUCUCGAAAUCGAAAUCGAGUGGUCUUGUCGAACAUCCGAUGAUACCCCUUGAGAGUUCUGCCCAUCUCGAGCCCCCUCUGUUUAAUGCUUCUGAUGGUGCAGGAGGAGCCUAAGGCGAAGUCCGAGCGCAUGUAUAGAAGCAGCAUAUACACACAUGUAUAUACCGAGUGGAGUGGAGUGGAGUGGAGUGGCUAUUCCUCCUCAAUUUUGUGUUUCGGAGCUUUGGGAUGAAAACUGAAACAGCGCAAAGUGCUGUGAGUUCCUUCUCGUUGCAGUGUCGAGUUUUGAAAUGCGUGUAUUCGAGAAUGCUUCGAUCUUUGUCCAUGUUUUGGUCAGAGGUGACCCUUCUGAUCUCACUUCCUUUAUAUUUGGCUUCAAUUUCUUUUUAGUAAAUAUUAUCUCGAUUUAAUUGGGUUUUUUAAUAUUA
This is a messenger RNA of Tarenaya hassleriana, 7267 nucleotides long. RefSeq lists its product as uncharacterized. Gene Ontology annotation, cellular component: cellulose synthase complex. Gene Ontology annotation, molecular function: microtubule binding. The coding region runs from base 500 to 6892 and encodes 2130 amino acids. The transcript is spliced from 7 exons. The record is from RefSeq and is a predicted model, not a curated record. Gene Ontology annotation, biological process: regulation of cellulose biosynthetic process; anisotropic cell growth. NCBI's taxonomy places the organism in Eukaryota, Viridiplantae, Streptophyta, Magnoliopsida, Brassicales, Cleomaceae.